Nyctereutes procyonoides (raccoon dog) is the source of this 1710-nucleotide messenger RNA. It is a transcript of the gene R3HDM4, whose product is annotated as R3H domain containing 4. Lineage: Eukaryota; Metazoa; Chordata; Mammalia; Carnivora; Canidae. The record is from RefSeq and is a predicted model, not a curated record. Gene Ontology annotation, molecular function: nucleic acid binding.
GCCGCGAGAAGGCCCUGCCGGGCGGCGGCGACAACAGCAGCCGGGCCAUGGUCGCGCUGGAGAACCCGGAGGGCGGCUCGGAGGAGGCAGCGGCGGCGGUGGGAAGCCCCCCGGGCGGGCGGCGGACGCUGCCCCUUCCGGGCUGCCUGCCCGCUCUAGCUGGCUCCCAGGUGAAGAGGCUGUCAGCCUCCAAGCGGAAGCAGCACUUCAUCAACCAGGCUGUGCGGAACUCAGACCUCGUGCCCAAGGCCAAGGGGCGGAAGAGCCUCCAGCGCCUAGAGAACACCCAGUACCUCCUAAUGCUGGAGACAGACGGGGGCACAGCUGGCCUGGACGAUGGGGACCUGGCCCCCCCGGCAGCACCCGGCAUCUUCGCAGAGGCCUGCAGCAAUGAGACCUACGUGGAGGUCUGGAAUGACUUCAUGAACCGCUCCGGGGAGGAGCAGGAAAGGGUUCUCCGCUACCUGGAGGAUGAGGGCAAGAGCAAGGCGCGGAGGAGGGGGCCUGGCCGCGGGGAGGACCGCAGGAGAGAGGAUCCAGCCUACACGCCCCGCGACUGCUUCCAGCGCAUCAGCCGGCGUCUGAGAGCCGUCCUCAAGCGGAGCCGCAUCCCCAUGGCAACGCUGGAGACCUGGGAGGAGCGGUUGCUGAGGUUCUUUUCUGUGUCCCCCCAGGCCGUGUACACGGCCAUGCUGGACAACAGCUUUGAGCGGCUCCUGCUUCACGCCGUCUGCCAGUACAUGGACCUCAUCUCAGCCAGCGCCGACCUGGAAGGCAAGAGGCAGAUGAGGGUCAGCAACCGGCACCUGGACUUCCUGCCGCCCGGGCUGCUCCUGUCCGCGUACCUGGAGCAGCGGAGCUGAUGGCGGCCCCCGCGGCCUCCGCGGCGCCGACACCUCGAUGCCAUUUGCUGCAGUGUCUUUAUUAUUUUGAGAAUUCGUCCCUGUAGACUCGCUGCCCGCGGGCGGCGCCCUUCGCCUGGCCCUGCCCGUCGCCUCUCCAGGUAACCGCCCGCGGGGCCUGGGGCUGCCCGGGCCUCGAGCGAGCGGCGAGAGCGGCCCGGCCCCGUCCCCGUCCUUCGUUCUGCUUUCCCGGCGCGGCCCAGCGCCUGAGCAAGGAGUGAGAGGCUGGGUUUUUAUCACUUUUAAUGAAUUUGGCAUGAUUUGUUGUAGAUUUUUAAAAUUUCCCUUUUGGGAAGAAAAACCAAAAACUUGCCCCAGCUGAUACAUUGGGGGACUUUGUUCCCUUCCCUGCUUGACCCCCCCCUCCCAGUUUUUGGGUUGGAUGGGGGGGUGUCUCUGGGGCUCUGCCCCUUUUUCCAGGAGUGGUACGUCGUGUGUGCGUGUGCGUGCGUGUGCGUGCGUGUGCCCCACAACCUAGAACAGAAGCUCCGCGUUAGAGGCUGGUCUUCCCCGCCCCGGGGUGUGCGCUGCUCUCGCCUGGUGGCUCCUGGGGCUUCGUCUGCUCUGCACACCUCCUCCCUGCAUCCUGGAGGUCGGGACUUCCAGCCAGAAGCCUCUGCCCUCGGACUGCCCCACUCCCCUCCCUCUGCCCCCCCGGCCCGGCCCCUGCCUGUUACCUUGGGGUGUCCUCGCACCGGUCACCCCGGCGUGUCCCUCCAAAUCAGGGCCGGGGGACAGCCCUCCCGUGUGUGUGGCUAGUUGUGCUUUGGGAAAAGUGGAGAGUUCAAUAAAUUUCUGGUGCUCUGGU